This is a messenger RNA of Zymoseptoria tritici IPO323, 4137 nucleotides long. RefSeq names its product chromatin remodeling complex SWI/SNF component SWI2. The record is from RefSeq and is a predicted model, not a curated record. NCBI's taxonomy places the organism in Eukaryota, Fungi, Ascomycota, Dothideomycetes, Mycosphaerellales, Mycosphaerellaceae. The coding region runs from base 61 to 4086 and encodes 1341 amino acids. Gene Ontology annotation, biological process: positive regulation of transcription by RNA polymerase II. Gene Ontology annotation, cellular component: nucleus. Gene Ontology annotation, molecular function: ATP-dependent chromatin remodeler activity; DNA binding; ATP binding. The transcript has 2 exons.
CAGGAGUAUCAGCAAAACAAGCUCAAUGGCAUAUCAGACUCGGAGCCUAAGCAGAACAAGAUGCGGCAAAUACUGACACAGGUCCACCAGAGGACUCAGCAGAUGAAGCGCAUGCAAGCAAUGCAGCGGCAGCAGCAGGCCGCUCAGCAGCAAAAUGGCAUCCCGGACUUCCAAACGCAACCUUCCGCGGCGACAUCGAAUGGUACACCUCAAGCUACCUCCCAGCAGCUACCAGCGACGGCUCUCCCAACCGCGCAGCCCACUCAUAUGGAUGGCUCCAGUGAGGUGUCAUUCUCUAGGGAGCAGCAAAUGACCCUCCGUGCCCAAAUGCAAGCAUUCGGCGCGCUGCAGAAGAACCGACCGAUCCCAAACGAGAUCGCAGACAGGAUAUUCCCAUCCAGAUCGGACAAGAAAGGUCCAUCUCUCGCGGACAAUAUUGCCACGGCUGGCAAGAUGCUGGACGAGGCCACUGGAGACCUCUCAGGCAAAACUGGAGACAGCCAAGAUGACGGACGACCGCGACAUCGAUUCGAGACAUACACUGAGCCCCAUGGCUUCCUGCUGAAGAACAUCAGCUUCAACGACCACCUCCAUCGUUCCUAUCGACCCAUGAUUCCGGCCAUCAUGCCACUUGGGAUCGAUCCAGAGCGUGUGCGAGAGGAGCGAGAGAACAUUGUAUACAAUCGUAUCCUCACGCGGAAAGAAGAGCUGCUAAAUUUACCUGCCAAUAUCGGUGCAUGGGAUGUCGGCAAAUCCGAAGUUCCAGAGGACAACGCAAACGUCAAGCUCCGCGCUUUGAUUGAGCUCAAGUCGUUGUCGCUGCUAGCGAAGCAGAAGGAAAUGCGACAGAGAGUUGGCAGGGAGAUGAUGCUCUCGGACAAUCUUUCCAUGACCGCAAAUCGGUCCUCGUACAGGAGACUGAAAAAGCAGUCGCUGAGAGAAGCUCGCAUUACGGAGAAACUGGAGAAACAGCAGCGCGAUGCUGCCGAGAACAAGGAAAAGAAGAAGCACGACGAAUAUAUGCACUCCAUCCGCGUGCACGCCGAUGCUAUCAAGAACAACGCAAUGGCUCAUAGGCAGCGCGUUCAGAAGCUUGGUCGCAUGAUGGCAGCCGCGCAUGUCACCAUCGAGAAGGACGAGCAGAAGCGUAUCGAGCGUACGGCGAAGCAACGUCUCCAAGCGUUGAAGGCCAACGAUGAAGAGACAUACCUCAAACUGCUCGGCCAAGCGAAGGAUUCUCGUAUCUCACACUUGUUGAAGCAGACGGAUGGCUUUUUGAACCAGCUUGCCGCAUCUGUCAAGGCACAACAGCGGAGCAACCACGCACGCUACGGUGGAGACGUGCCUGAUGAGGCGGAUCCUGUGGACACCGGCGAAGUAGACAGCGAGGACGAAACUAAGCCCAAGGUCGACUACUACGAAGUCGCUCAUCGCAUCAAGGAAGAGGUCACUGGCCAAUCUUCGAAUCUCGUCGGCGGUCAACUGAAAGAGUACCAGAUCAAGGGUCUUCAAUGGAUGAUUUCGCUUUACAACAACAACCUGAACGGAAUCUUGGCCGAUGAGAUGGGGUUGGGCAAGACCAUUCAAACCAUCUCGCUCAUCACUUAUCUCAUCGAGAAGAAGAAGCAGCAUGGUCCAUACCUGGUCAUCGUGCCGCUCAGCACACUUACCAACUGGAACAGCGAAUUUGAGCGAUGGGCGCCCAGUGUGUCUCGAAUCGUGUACAAGGGCCCUCCGAACCAGCGCAAAACUCAACAACAACAGAUCCGAUAUGGCAACUUCCAGGUCUUGCUCACAACGUACGAGUUCAUCAUUAAAGAUCGUCCGAUCUUGAGCAAAGUCAAGUGGCUGCACAUGAUUGUCGACGAAGGUCACCGCAUGAAGAAUGCCAACUCGAAGCUCAGCAAUACCAUCACGAACUACUACCACACUCGCUACCGUUUGAUCUUGACCGGAACACCCCUCCAAAACAAUCUCACUGAGCUCUGGUCGAUGUUGAAUUUCGUCCUGCCGACCAUCUUCAAGUCUGCAACGUCAUUCGACGAGUGGUUCAAUACUCCCUUUGCAAACACUGGCGGCCAGGAUAAGAUGGACCUCACCGAAGAGGAGAAACUUCUCGUUAUUCGUCGCCUGCACAAGGUGCUUCGUCCUUUCUUGCUCCGUCGUCUCAAGAAAGACGUCGAGAAGGAUUUGCCUGACAAGCAGGAGCGUGUCAUCAAGUGCAAUCUCUCUGCACUACAGGCCAAGCUUUACAAGCAGCUCAUGCUCCACAACCGCAUCAACGUUAUGGGCGCUGAUGGCAAGAAGACGGGCAUGCGCGGCUUAAGCAACAUGCUGAUGCAAUUACGAAAGCUAUGCAAUCAUCCCUUUGUGUUUGAGGAAGUCGAGGACCAGAUGAACCCGAGCAAGAUGACCAAUGAUCUGAUUUGGCGAACUGCCGGAAAGUUUGAACUUCUGGACCGCGUGCUGCCAAAGUUCUUCGCGACAGGUCACAGAGUGCUCAUGUUCUUCCAGAUGACACAAAUUAUGAAUAUCAUGGAGGACUUCCUUCGCUUCAGAGGUAUCAAAUAUCUGCGUCUUGAUGGUGGUACAAAGGCAGACGAUCGGUCCGAGCUUCUGAAGUUGUUCAACGCACCGGGCUCGGAGUACGACAUUUUUUUGCUCUCGACGCGUGCAGGAGGUCUUGGUCUGAACUUGCAAACAGCCGACACGGUCAUCAUCUACGACUCCGAUUGGAAUCCGCAUCAAGAUUUGCAAGCGCAGGAUCGUGCCCAUCGUAUUGGCCAGAAGAACGAGGUGCGCAUCUUGCGACUCAUCACCACGAAUUCCGUGGAGGAGAAGAUUCUCGAGCGUGCUCAGUACAAGCUGGAUAUGGAUGGCAAGGUCAUUCAAGCAGGUAAAUUCGACAACAAGUCCACCAACGAGGAGCGUGACGAAAUGCUGCGAGUCAUGCUUGAGUCCGCCGAGGCUGUCGAAAGCUUGGAGCAGGAUGAGAUGGAGGACGAUGACCUCAACAUGAUCAUGAUGCGUCACGAUCACGAGCUGCCAAUCUUCCAGAAGUUGGAUGCGGAGCGCGCAAAGAAUACACCUUACGGUCUGGACAAGAAACUGCCGCGUCUCAUGGGAGAGAGCGAGCUUCCAGAGAUCUACGUGAACGAGGACAAUCCCGUUGUUGAGGACGUGGAAGCUAUAUACGGCCGUGGCACUCGUGAACGUGGCAAGGUUAAGUACGAUGACGGUCUCACGGAAGAACAAUGGCUCGACGCUGUGGAUGCCGACGAUGACACGAUUGAGGACGCGAUCGCACGGAAGCAAGCUAGAAUUGCGAGACGCAAUGCGAAGAAGGGCGACGACUCUGAUGGCGAGACACCGCCCCCAGCGAUCGAGAGUGAGGAAGAGCUUCCACAACCCAAGAAGCGUGGUCGCAAACCUGGCCGACCUGAGAAACGCAAAGCAGAUGAGGCCUCGCUCGAGCGUCCAGAACCGCCGAAGAAGUCGCGCGGACGCGGCAACAAGGUCGUCGAAACGCUCUCCAAGGAGGACCGCGGAACUCUGCAGACUAUCCUCGACAACGUUCACGAUUCGCUCCAGGAUCUGGAAGAGGAGUCUACCGAGCCCGGCGUUCCCAACCGGGGCAUUAUUGAUCCGUUCCUGGAUCUGCCUCCGAAAUUGGACUACCCUGACUACUACCAGCUGAUCAAGAAUCCGAUUUGCAUGAAGCAGAUCGAAACAAAGAUCAACAAGAAGCAGUAUCAGAACCUCAAGCAGUUCCGCUCGGACGUCUCGCUUCUAUGCAGCAAUUGUCGGCAAUACAACGAGGACGGCAGUAUACUCUACCAGGACGCGAACACGAUCGAGGCGGCUUGCAUGAAGAAACUUCAAGAAGAAAUGGCCAAUCACCCAGGCUCAGAGGAUUUGGAAGAGGGCUCAGUCGCCGAUGGAAUUUCAACACGACCAAUGUCUACGGUCGGCACGCCACAGCCAGCAAGAUCCGGCAUCAAGCUGAAGCUUGGAAAUGGUGGGCGAGCCAACGGAAAUUCGUCGCGAGGCGGCACAGAAAGCGCGGCUCAGAGCGACAGCGAUUAGGAGGGCUCUUGUUUGACGUCGCGACGCGGGACUAAGAGCACAGCUCAGAGC